This is a messenger RNA of Stylophora pistillata, 1121 nucleotides long. Its product is annotated as trace amine-associated receptor 1-like. Lineage: Eukaryota; Metazoa; Cnidaria; Anthozoa; Scleractinia; Pocilloporidae. The record is from RefSeq and is a predicted model, not a curated record.
UUUUAUAAAACCGCUCAAUGAACACAAUUUUUUAUCCUAAAUCGGCUUUUCCAAACACUCCUUGAUUGACCGAAUUAAGAAAGUCAUUUCCUGCUAUCAAAAGAAAUUCAAUGGAACUGUGGGUUUGGAUUCUCGGCUGGUACCUCUGCAUCCUCACGAUGGUUAUGAAUGGAUUUGUCAUCUUCCUCGUCUGCAGAAAACGUCAGCUUCGCACCAAAACUAACACAUUCAUCGUGUCUUUAGCAGUGGCUGAUUUUUGUGUUGGGAUGAUUGCUGCUCCUUCACGUUUACUCUGCAAAAUGGUAGACGAGUGUAUCUCCGAUAAAGAAAUAAGGUUACUCAUAUAUUAUGUAUGGGGGUUCUUCAUUUAUGCCUCUGGAUCAAACUUACUUGUUUUAGUAUUUGAACGCUACAUCGCCGUGGUGAAGCCUUUGAAAUAUUUGACUUUUAUGAAGCGCAGCCGAGUCAUUCAAAUGGUUCUUACAUCUUGGGGAGUUCCUUUUAUUUUCAUUCUUACUUUAUUGUCGAUUAGUCUCAAUUCAAUCGAUCAUUGGAUGACUAUCAUCGGCUAUUUGCAUUUGCUUUUCGAGGUUAUCUUGUGCGUAACUUUAAUUUUCUGCCUUGUAUCCAUGUUUCUUGUUGUUUACAAACAGAACACUAGAGAUCGCACUUUAGCUAGACAGUUGCAUUUUAAUCAACGGGUCGCUAAAGUGAAAACUCAGAACACGUCAGCGGUAAAAUGGCUGGCUUUCGUAACGUGUAUGUUUCUAUUGUGUUACGGAAUACUUAUGCGUUGUAGUUUCUUAAUUCUAACUGGUCAUGAGUGUGGAAACGAUAUUUAUUACAAAGUACCUCUACAAGUUGUUAACUCUGGAAUAAAUCCUAUAGUUUAUGCUUUCUUCAAAAGAGACAUAAAGCAAGAAUGUAAAAGACUUCUUUUCAAAAGGCGUCGCGGCGCGUUCCUUCUUCGAGAAGUUUUAGUGAGACUUGAUUUUUAUGAGACAGUUCCUUCGGGGCCUUUGGUUGCUGUGGUUUCCUUUAUACUGUGCCAUUGUUUCACCUCAGAAACGGUCUUUGUGAUGUUGUCAUUUACAUGUGAUACUUUGUCUUCGGCAUCUUGA